[Candida] anglica is the source of this 2436-nucleotide messenger RNA. The record is from the annotation of a GenBank genome assembly. NCBI's taxonomy places the organism in Eukaryota, Fungi, Ascomycota, Pichiomycetes, Serinales, Debaryomycetaceae.
GAACAAAACAUCGAAGAAAUAUGGAUAUUCAUAGAGCUCGUUUUGUAGACUAUUCUCCGCACACCAUCACUGCGAUGGCUUUCAGCCAUAAGUCGCAAGCGGAUGCGGCUGCACCAGCCAAUUUACGUCUCGCUGUCGGUCGUAGUAAUGGUGACAUUGAAGUAUGGAACCCUAGACAUGGAUGGACUCAUGAAUUAACCCUCUAUGGUGCACGUGGACGCUCUAUCGAAGGUUUGUGUUGGGCUCUGGAUGACCAAGUUCCACGGUUGUUCUCCAUUGGUGGAUCUACUGUAGUCACCGAAUGGGAUAUGACUACUCAAAAGCCUGCGGCAAAUUAUGAUUGUAAUGCCGGGAUCAUCUGGUCUAUCGAUAGCAGUGCUUCUGGAAAGAACUUGGCCGUCGGUUGUGACGAUGGUUCUGUUGUUAUAAUAGAUAUUUCUGGCGGUCCAGGAUCUCUUGAACAUCUGUUGGUAUGUCAAAGACAAGAUCUGAGAGUUUUGAGUGUAUGUUGGUAUGAAGAUGAACUUGUUGUCGGGGGAUGUGCUGACGCUCGUUUGAGAUGUUGGGCUACUGGCGCUGUGGGAAGCACUGGAAGAGGUAGACUUAUUGGAACCAUGAGAGUUGAUAAAUCCAAAACUGAAAGUACUUUGGUUUGGUCUGUUCAAGUCCUUCCUGAAAGUCGUCAAAUUGUUAGUGGUGACUCCACUGGUUCUGUUAAAUUCUGGGACUUAAACCAACACACAUUGAUCCAAAGUUUCAAAGUGCAUGAUGCCGAUGUAUUAUGUGUUGUACGUGAUGCAUCUGAAUCCAAGAUUUUCUCCGCUGGUGUUGAUCGUAAGAUCCAUCAAUUCCAAUUGAUCAAGCCAUCAUCUUCCACAAAGUCUUCUAAAUGGGUACACAUUAACAGUAGAUUGUUACACUCCAAUGAUGUCAGAACCAUGGCCGUUUACGAAGCAAGAGGAUGUAACUUUUUGUUAAGUGGAGGUGUAGAAAAAUCCAUUGUUAUCCUGUCCGUUUCACAUUUCCAUGACGGAAGAUACAGAAAACUUAGUGUAACACAACAAAGACCAAAUGUUACCGUUAAUGAGGACCAAAAGUUGAUUGUGAUGUGGCAAGAUCAAACCGUCAAGGUAUGGAAGGUUCUUAACGAAGAUGGCACUGGUAAAACUCAUAAACUUGUAUCUAAAUUGAGUUUAGCAGAUGAUGAAAACAUAACUCAUGUCCUGAUAAAUGAUGAAGCUUCACUUUUAGCUGUCUCAACAUUGACUUCUGUUAAAUUGUUCCAUUUAACUCAUGAUAAUAAAAAGGUUACUGUUCAAAAGAUUAGAGACACAAACUUCGAUCUGUUGGUUGAUGGAGCUAAACAAGUUGUUUUAUAUUCAGCUGAUAAGCUUCUUAUAUUGACUGCUGAUAAUGAGAUUUACAACUUCCGUAUCUCCGAAGAGUCAAUAGAAUUAGAAUCCGAACUUGAAACUCAUGAACUGGCAAACUCAAUCAAGCACCCAUACGGAAAUAACAUUAACAAUAUUGUUAUUUCUCAAGACAAUUCACAAGUUGUAAUUUCCCGCUUCAAUGGUUUGGUAGAGGUACUUUCUCUCAAGGGAGAAGAAUCGUUUGUCUUGACUAAAUUGUCUAGUUGUCCACAUAUCAUGUGCUUCUCGCAUUCAAAUACUUUAUUGGUUGUUACUGACGAAAAUAAACUCUACGAAUUCUAUGUUAGAAAUAAAAAAACCACCACUAAGGCUACCAAUACUGUUUCCUUGCUUACACCAUGGUCCAAGAGAAACUCUGAAUUCCUUCCUAAACAAUUCUUGACUUUGGAAGAUAAACCACACGGAAUGUUCAUUGAUCAAGAUUCAACCUCUAAGAGAGUAUGGAUUUAUGGAUCUAAUUGGCUCUCGUUCUUUGAUUUGUCUGAAAAUAUUCCUAUCAAUAAACAAUACCAAAACAUGUCGAACUCAAAUAGAAAGAGAGACAGAGAUGGUUUACAAGUUCAAGGGUCUACCGUUGAAGAUGAAAAUAAUCAAGAAAUCGAUGGAAAUAUCAACAUUCUCGAGGAUAAUGUGGAGAUUUUGGAAUUAUCAUUAAAGCAAAGUCAAAUUGAUAGCCUCAGAGAAAAGAUACAAAGUGAUGAACAAACAUUAAAUACUAGUGAUACCAAACCAUUCUGGAUGACUUCCAAGUAUAGACCAAUCUUGUCAGCAAGACUGUUCUUGGAUGGGAUCAUUGUGGUGGAAUUACCUUCUUUGGUAUCCUCCACCCCUGCUUUCGAUUUACCAAAGCUCAAAGUAUAGUUGCAUAUAGAUGAUAGAGGAACGAAAAUAAAAGUACGAAAAUGGUUUUUUAAUUAACUCUUUUAAAUAUACAUUAACACAUAGAUUCUCCACUGUUUUCCUCGCAUACCCUCCCCGAGUGUGUUUUUUUUUAUUAGUACAC